Molecule: messenger RNA, 860 nt
Organism: Mya arenaria
Lineage: Eukaryota; Metazoa; Mollusca; Bivalvia; Myida; Myidae
Exons: 2
Coding region: 270-860 (196 amino acids)
Source: RefSeq, a predicted model, not a curated record
CAGUAAUUGAAACGGGUUUUUCCAAAGGAAAACACUAUGAUCUGGUUGUUAAAAAUUUCUUUAGUUGAAUAUUGGUUAGUAUGUGAAUAGGGAACAAGCUUUUCAAGAAGGAGGAGGGAAUGGAGAAGCAGUGAUGAGGAGCUGUGUCUGAGGUGUUGGACCAGCUGGGCUACAGUCAGUCCAUGGUUCAAACACAGGCUGGAGGCUUGUAGUGAAUAGAGUAUACCCUCUUCCUCAAAACACUGUCCUACCAUUUUGCUAAAGGGAGGAUGGAAGUAAGAGGCAGUGAUGAGGAGCUGUCAGUGCGUGUGUGUGAGGCGUUGGACCAGCUGGGCUACAGUCAGUCCAUGGUCGAACACAGGAGGAAGGCUAGGAGAAAGUGGGAUGUGAUAGUGAACAAAACAGAUCAUUACAUAACCAAAAUAGUUGCAGGAAGUAAGGGUGAAGGAUCUACAGCACUGCUUGAGAGUGAUAUUGACAUAGUGCAACAAAACAACUACUCAGUGUGUGAAACACCAGGAGAUGAUCCUCUGACAUUGCCAGACACCCACUAUAAGUUCACUAUGGACAGUGAACACUGCCACCCUGGACAUUUCAGACUGGAACUGACACAUAAGGGUACACCUGAUAAUUCCAAGAUUCAGCAGGCCCUCUUUGUCCAUGACAAUGGCAAAACAUAUGUCUCUAGUGAAAAGUACAGAACAACUUUCAUUGAAGAUAAAACGCAGGAAACAGUUUCUGGACCUGCUAUCACAGGGUGUAAUGCAUAUCAAAGUUGGGACCAUGUUUAUGCAUUCCGCUGUACCAGACAGCAACCGCUGCUAUGGCAGUGGAUGAGCAGACCCAGACAUCACAACUGA